UCAUAAUCAGAAUCAUGAAGAGCUACACACAGUUUCUUGGGUUUGUUCUUGUAGCUCUUGUCCUGGAAGUGGGCUUGGCCCAGGACACUCCAAGGACAAUCGUCACUUCUGAUUUCUUCAAUACCCUCCUUCCUCAAGAUGGUUGUGAGGGAAAAGGCUUCUAUAACUAUGAUUCCUUCAUAUCCGCCGCAGAAAGUUUCAACGGCUUUGGCACCACCGGUGGCACCGACGUUCAAAAGAGGGAGUUAGCUGCUUUCCUUGCUAAUGUCAUGCAUGAAACAGGAAGCUUCUGCUACAUAAAUGAACAAAACCCUGGCAGCAACUACUGUGAUCAAAGCAACCAGCAAUAUCCUUGUGCUGCAGGAAAAAGUUACUUUGGCAGAGGACCACUGCAGCUAUCAUGGAACUACAAUUAUGGUGCAGCUGGCCAGGCCAUCGUCUUUGACGGCUUGAACAACCCAGAGAUCGUGGCCCAGGAUCCCAGCAUAUCUUUCAAGACAGCGGUGUGGUUCUGGAUGUCCAACAGCAACUGCCACCAAGGGAUCACCACAGACGGCGGCUUUGGCUCCACCAUCAGAGCCAUUAACAGUGGUGAGUGCGGCGGAGGAAAUUCAGGAGCAGUACAGUCCAGGGUCGGUUUCUACCAGCGGUUCUGCGGGCAAUUCGGCGUAGACCCAGGCCAGAACAUCGACUGCUAGACAUUGGCCAUCACUCACAUGCUAUUAGAGACAUGUACCACAUCUAAGCAUGUUCUCAUUUAAAUAAAACGAUACUAUACGUGAUCAAUAAAGUGAA
This is a messenger RNA of Nymphaea colorata (pocket water lily), 795 nucleotides long. RefSeq names its product endochitinase 4-like. Gene Ontology annotation, biological process: chitin catabolic process; cell wall macromolecule catabolic process; carbohydrate metabolic process. The record is from RefSeq and is a predicted model, not a curated record. Lineage: Eukaryota; Viridiplantae; Streptophyta; Magnoliopsida; Nymphaeales; Nymphaeaceae. The transcript is spliced from 3 exons. Gene Ontology annotation, molecular function: chitinase activity. Bases 15 to 698 code for a protein of 227 amino acids.